UAUUUAAGCGGGUUAUUGUGACUUUAUAUUUUCCACCCCUUUAUCAAGUUUUUUUUUUUUCUUCUUCUUUUGCUUCUCUUUUCUAUACAUUUGGGUAAAAAAAAAAAAAAAAAGAUUUUUUUUUAUUACAGAGGAGAAUAUGAAAACUAGCAAAUUUAUAUUUUCACCAAAUGAACAGAAUGUAAAUAAGAAUCAUGCGACAACCCAACAACAAAAGAAGAGUGACGGUUCCCAAUCGACAAAUAAAAUCAUUUUGGAUUAUUUACUCUAUCUUUCGAUUCAAUCCAGAUUAAAACAAGCGCGUGUCGAAUUAUUAGAAUUAUCUUUACCCAUACUACAACAAGACGAUAGUAUUCAAGAACGACAACAACGUUGGAUUGAAACCGCAUCCAAAGCCGAACAAGAUAAAAACGCUGUCGAAUCCAUUGUGGCCGGUAUCUUGUCUAGUCAUUGCAACAAGACGCCUUCGUUUAAAAUAGACUGUCAUUUCGAACAACGUUUACAUUUAUGUCAACUCACCAACCUCGUAUUCGGAAGAUUCGAUGCUUUAUCCACCGGCCAACAUGUGAUUGCUCAUUCCUCCUCUCGUCGCAGAAGACAUGAAUCUCAUAUGGCCGUUGUCAUCGAAACAGACAUACAUGAUGAACCCUGCGAUAUCAAAAGACGUCAACGUAUUUUUUCAAAACCCAUCUUACCUCCUUAUUGCAGAAGACAUCGGGUCCAGAGUUGCUAUGGUUGUCGCUCACCUUAUUUAAAAACAAAACCUGACAAUGCUCUACUCAUGGGUCACCUUCAUAAACUAGAAGAAGAUGAAACCCACCACGACGAUUCACAGUCCUUCAGAACCUUAGACCUGGCUUCUAUUUCACCUCCUACUCCACCUGCAGGACUCAUUGAGGCCAUCCCCACUUUCCUCAGGACAAGUGCCGAUAUGUUAAGACGCGCAUUGGAAUCAGAGGAAGCCCACGAUGGAAAGCCCAUGAUGUUUGCCGGUCAAAAGGUCAUGGGUGGAGGCAUGCCUCCUCGAUGGUAUGAUCUCUUUUUAGAACUCUUGACUCAGGCUGCCAUCGAAAGUUACCUGUGUGACACACAAGCUGGCUUAGAACCCAUUUUCGAAAUAUUCUCCUAUGGCGAUGUGGAAGAUGAGGAUCAUGUCGACGAUGAGGUCUCUGAGGAUGAGGAUGAGGAAGAAGAAGAACAUGCAGAAGAACUUGAGUUGGAUGAAUGGGGUAUUCGUGCUGCAGACCACCACCUUUUAUUCCCCAAGACACGUACCAUGUACCUCUUUAAAACCCAAGUGCGAGAACGAGAGAAAGAUGUAUGUGUUUGACUUGAUUUGUAUUUGUUAUAAUAUAAAAGAUUAACCUUUUAUGUAAUCUCCUAGUUUCUUGUGGUGGAAGGCGUGGACUUGGACACACACUUUAAGAAAUUAGCACAACGGUUUCCUCUUGAGACGUUUGAAAAGAGUAUGGGUGACUUUAUCCAAAUGAUUUUAGAUUCAAUGGAUGUCCCUGCCCUGGACAAGGUAAAAAAAAAAAAAAAAUGUACCUUUUUUCUUAUCUUAUUGUUCAAACCUUAAUCCCCACUUUUAUUUAUAAAAAAAAAGCAGACGGUA
Mucor mucedo is the source of this 1615-nucleotide messenger RNA. RefSeq lists its product as uncharacterized. The coding region runs from base 140 to 1330 and encodes 396 amino acids. The record is from RefSeq and is a predicted model, not a curated record. The transcript has a single exon. Lineage: Eukaryota; Fungi; Mucoromycota; Mucoromycetes; Mucorales; Mucoraceae.